Durotheca rogersii is the source of this 2062-nucleotide messenger RNA. Its product is annotated as amidase. The record is from RefSeq and is a predicted model, not a curated record. Lineage: Eukaryota; Fungi; Ascomycota; Sordariomycetes; Xylariales; Xylariaceae. Bases 362 to 2014 code for a protein of 550 amino acids. The transcript has 6 exons.
CUGCCCCUCAUCAGGGCGCCGUGCAACGCAAGCGCAGGCGCAAGCACUCGAUACGAAGCCGAGAAACACAGACGGCGGAAGUCUUUUCCAAAAGAGGGUGUUAUAUGCGCCACCGCUACUCUGGAAAGCAUGCUAGGCCGCUCUCAUACGGGUACCUACCUAUCUUGAGGCGGACCCUAUCCCGGGCUGUCCCACCCGCUCUCUCCGUGACCGUCGAUAAAGCACCCGCGACGCUCUUAAAUAGCACGGGUCGAAGUCCAACUACUCCUCUACCUAUUCCUCUGCCCUUUAUACACCUACGCAGCUAGGACCCGCACCUAGAUCGAAGAUCGCACACCCACCCACCCAGCGUCCAGGCAACAUGGCGGACUGGGAGACUGCCGUGGCCGAGAAGAAGCGCGAGCUGGCGACCGCCAUACCGGACGCGUGGCGCAUUCCGGAGGGCGCGCUGUCCGGUUCCGAGACCAAGCUCGUCGCGCAGGACGCCGUCCGCGCGUCCGGCGUGCUCUCGCCAGCAGAGCUCGCCAUCACCGAGGACAACACCGCUGCGCAGCUGCUCGCGAAGAUCGCCCAAAGGGAGCUCACCGCCGUCGAGGUCACCACCGCGUUUGCGAAGCGCGCCGCCGUCGCCCAGCAGCUGACCUCCUGUCUGACCGAGAUGUUCUUCGAACGGGGCAUCGAGAGGGCCAGGUGGCUCGACGAGUUCCUCGAGGAGAAUGGCCGGGUCUACGGGCCGCUUCACGGCCUCCCCAUCAGCUUAAAGGACUCCUUCCGGGUCGAGGGCAUCCACGCGACGGCCGGGUUCGUCGCCCUGCUCGCGGAGCGGCCGACUAGCAACUCGGCCCUAGUCGAUCUACUGCUCGACGCCGGCGCCGUCCUAUACGUGAAGACGAACAUCCCACAGACGAUGAUGACCGCCGACUCGGAAAACAACAUCUUCGGGCGGGCGCUGAACCCGCACAACACGGCGCUGACGGCGGGCGGCUCGAGCGGCGGCGAGGGGGCGCUGGCGGCACUUCGCGGCGCGCCGCUCGGCGUGGGCACUGAUGUCGCGGGCUCGAUCCGCAUCCCGGCGCUGUCGUGCGGCGUGUACGGGUUCAAGCCGACGCCGGGGCGCGUCCCCUUCGGCAACCAGGCGCCUGGCCUCCGGUCGGGGCUCCCCGGCAUCGCCCCGGCCGCCGGCCCGCUCGGCCAGUCCGUCGCCGACCUCGAGCUGUUCAUGACCGCCGUCGCCGCCGGCGACCCCUGGAGGUACGACGACGACGCCGUGCCCGUCCCCUGGCGCCCCGCCGCCCAUCAGCGCCGCCGCCCCGCCGCCAAGCUGCGCGUCGGCGUCUUGCCCGAGGACCCCGCCUACCCGCUCCACCCGCCGGUCCGCCGCGCGCUCGACGAGGCCGCGUCGGGUCUGGAGGCGGCCGGGCACGAGGUCAUCCGCCUGCCGGCAGACCCCGCGCGAGGCGUCUCCCUCGCCCAGCGCAUCGCGUUCCAGUACUUCGGCCUCGGCGGCCGGCUGUACGGCGGCCACCUGAUCGAGAAGGCCGGCGAGCCGCUGGUCGCAUCGGUCGCCGCGGGCAGCCACCCGUUCACCACGGAGCCGCCCGUCGUCGCGGCUGGCCUCGAGCUGGCGCAGGUGCUCGAGAGACUGGGCGCCGCUCGAGGCGCGUACAGCGACGCGUGGCGCCGGACGUGGCUCGAGCACGACCUCGACGUCGUGCUCGCCCCGGGGGCCCAGAACACCGCCGUUGCCCACGACACGUGGGGCCUGCCGCCGUACACGCUCAUGUGGAAUCUGAUAGAGUACCCGGCGUGCAUCGUGCCGUUUGGGAAGGCGUCGAAGGAGCUGGACCCCGAGCCGGUGACGUAUGGCGUGCCGUUCCAGCCCGACUACGAUCCCGUCCAAGUCGACGGGGCACCCUGCGCGGUGCAGAUCGUCGCGCCUAAGUUCAAAGACGAAGAGUGCCUCUGGGCGGCGGGCAUUAUCGAUAGCAGUCUGAAUGCGAUCAAGGUAAAUUAGGCAUCGUCUCAUGGUCGUACUGUGGCAGACAGUCGGCAGGAAAGUGUC